UCUCUCUCUCUCUCUCUCUCUCUCUCUCUCUCUCUCUCUCUCGUCUUAUGUCUCUGGUCUCUGUUUCUGUCAGAAACCAUAUUCUUUUGCAGCAAAUCAAGUCGGGGAAAAAACUAAAUUAUUAAAAAAGAAAAGGUUUUUCUUUCUUUAUUAGUUAAGAAGAAGCUCUGGUUCUGGUGUGGGCUUAACAAAGUUAGGAGAGGGGUUACGAAUCCUCGCUGUUUCUUCUCUCUCUCACACAAAUCAGCUCACCUUCUCUCAGCUGGUCAGACAAUAGGAGAAGAAGUCGUAAUCUGUAAAAUUCAUCUAUGGCGGAUGCGCGUGAUGAUCUAGCUGAAUCGCUGCAGAAUCUCUUCACGAGUGUAUCAUCCAUGGUGAAAUCCGAGCUCCAGGGAACGAACAAUCAACUGGAUCUGUUGGAGAAGAUGAAUCUGAGAGUUGCGUCGGAGUACGAGGAUUUGGGUGACGUGGCAGCUGGGCUCAGGGUUUUCGCGGAGCAGAUGAAGUCGAAAAGUGGCGGCUUGGAUGAAUUCGUGGGACAGAUGGACGCGAUCGAGAAACAAGUGUCCGAGUUUGAAGCUGUCGUCUCUGUUCUCGAUCGAUAUGUCUCUGUCCUCGAAUCCAAAAUCCGAGCUGAGUUUCGUCAUCGUCGUUCUAAUGACUCUGUCACUGGUUGAUUCGCCAUUGUAAUUAUCAAAAUAAUCAUCAUCAUCGUCGUGGCUUUUUUCUCUUCUUUUUUUUUUUUCCCCCUAACGUUACUGAGAGUUGAUGGUAUCGAAAUCUGGAAUCCUACCUAACGAAUGCUAUCUGGAUUUUUAUGAACCUUGAGCCUAUGUAGGAAAGACUCGUCUCCAUUCGGUUUGAGUUUUAACCAAACUGUUAUUACUGAUACGAGAGAUUGCAAUCUGGUUUUCACUCAGUGUCUGAACCAGAACAGUUGUUUUGUUUCUCUCUUAUGCACCUU
Molecule: messenger RNA, 964 nt
Organism: Eutrema salsugineum
Lineage: Eukaryota; Viridiplantae; Streptophyta; Magnoliopsida; Brassicales; Brassicaceae
Product: biogenesis of lysosome-related organelles complex 1 subunit 2
Exons: 2
Coding region: 309-677 (122 amino acids)
Source: RefSeq, a predicted model, not a curated record